AAACUACUCGUAUUACAUCUAUAAUGGAAAAUAAAUAAAAACUAAACCCUACAAUCCACAUAUAUUUAUAUAUAUAUACAUCAAAUUUCGUAAACCUUCUUCAUUUCAUUUCACAAUAUUAAUUUAACCCUCAUUGCCAUAUAUUUUUAACAUCUUAAUUAAUUACUACACUUAACCUCAAAAAUUAAUAUUGACCACCAUGGAUCGUCUCCUAUACGCAGCUGUGCUAAAAGGCGACGUUGCUGCCUUCCUCAAACUCGUUGAAGAUAGAAAAACCAUAAUUAACGAAAUCACAACCGAAUCACUAAACACUGUUUUACAUUUAGCAGCUAGGUUCGGACACAUAGAAUUGGCAUUAGAGAUAGUAAAAAGGUGGCCCGAAAUGGUGAUGGCAGAGAACCGAGACCUUGAGACUGCGUUGCACGAGGCGUGUAGAGAAGGGAAGGUCGAGAUAAUGAAGUUGUUAAUCGAGACGAAUGAAGGGGUCGUUGGGAAAGUGAACCGGAGAGGGGAGAGUGUGUUGUUUGUGGCGUGCGAGAGAGGGAAUAUUGAAAUUGUGAAGUAUUUGCUUAUAGGGUUUCAAUGGCUUCUUAUGCAUGAGUUUGAUGCUUUUACUUGUUCUAUACAUGUAGCUGCUGCUGCCGGACACACAGAUAUAGUCAAGGAAAUACUGCAGGUGCGUCCAGAGUUUGCAAGAAAGUAUACUUCAGAAGGAAAUUCUCCAUUGCAUUUGGCAUGUAGUAAAGGCCAUGUUGAAACAACAAGGGAGCUUAUAUGGUACGAUCCGGAUCUGUUGUACCUCCGCGAUCACAAGGGUUGGACACCCCUGCAUUGGGCAUCGAUGAAAGGCCGAGUAGGAAUUAUUGGUGAAAUAAUCUCUAUAAACCUUGAAUCCGUCGAGAUGGUUACCAAUCAUGGGGAAACCGUUCUUCAUAUUGCGGUUCUCUUUAACCAAUUUGAAGGUUUGAAAUACUUAAUGGAGAAACUCAACAUUAUAAGACUUGUUAACGUACAAGACAAUGAUGGAAAUACGGUGUUGCACAUAGCAACGGCUGGAAAACUCACUACGAUGGUGACAUAUUUACUCAAACGCGGUGUGGAUGUGAAUGCUAUCAAUGGAAAAGGGUAUACAGCUCUAGAUGUAGUCGAAUCAGAUGGAAGCAACUCUACUGCUCUACAAAUUGUCCCAGCCCUCUUAGAAGAAGGAGCAAAAAGAUGUGAUCAAUUGCCCCCUACAUCUAGAGAUAUCCAAGAAGUCAUUCGUCGUAAUUUAAUCUCUCAUAAUCCAACACCACAAAAUAUGGAAUCCCCAAAUCAACACCGCGGACACUAUAGAAAGAAAAGCCACCGUAGACUAAAACAAAUAGAGCUUCAAAAUGAGGGCUUGCGGAAUGCUAGGAACACCAUAACCAUUGUUGCAGUUUUGAUAGCAACCGUUACGUUUUCCGGUGGAAUAAACCCUCCGGGGGGAUUCAGUCAAGAGAGUGGGAAGGCUCUAAUGGGAAGAAAUCCUUCAUUUAAGGUAUUUAUGGUGUGCAACAUUUUGGCAUUGUUUUUAUCCCUAGGAAUUGUUAAUGUUCUAGUUAGUGUCAUUCCUUUUAAGCGAAAAUCAAUGAUGAAGUUAUUAGUAGCCACACAUAAAAUCAUGUGGGUGUCUACAAUGUUCAUGGCUGCAGCCUAUAUAGCUGCAACAUGGACCAUUUUACCACAAGGUGGAGGGUCAAGAUGGUUGAGGAUUGAGUUGAUGGUAGUCGGUGUAGGAUGCACGCUUGUUGUGCUUGUCGGGUUGGGUAUUUUGUUGGGGAACCAAUGGUCAAGGAAGAGAGAAUGGCGUAGAAAAAAAGGGAAAAAGAUGAAGGAUGUUACGCCUAAUGAUAGCAUGAAUAGUCGUGUUGGAGAGAUGCAUUUUGCCCACAACAGUCGUGAUGAUUCGUCUAGUAACUCAGAUAUCGAUAGCUCCGAUCAUGGCUACCAUGUUUACUAGUUAGCAUUUACCUCGUAUGUAUGUAUGUACGCAUUGAUCAAUUCAUUUUGUAGGAGUUCAUAGAUGUGACCACGGUUAUGUUACCGUUGUGUAUUAGUAAAGGGACUCUUUGUUCUUGGAUCUCAAAUGGUACCUAUAUCUUUUGCAUUUA
Messenger RNA from Erigeron canadensis, 2135 nucleotides. RefSeq names its product ankyrin repeat-containing protein At5g02620-like. The record is from RefSeq and is a predicted model, not a curated record. Bases 200 to 1984 code for a protein of 594 amino acids. NCBI's taxonomy places the organism in Eukaryota, Viridiplantae, Streptophyta, Magnoliopsida, Asterales, Asteraceae. Gene Ontology annotation, cellular component: plasma membrane. Gene Ontology annotation, molecular function: protein phosphatase regulator activity; protein phosphatase 1 binding. The transcript has 3 exons.